Hyalella azteca is the source of this 1380-nucleotide messenger RNA. RefSeq lists its product as uncharacterized. Lineage: Eukaryota; Metazoa; Arthropoda; Malacostraca; Amphipoda; Hyalellidae. The record is from RefSeq and is a predicted model, not a curated record. The coding region runs from base 31 to 480 and encodes 149 amino acids. The transcript is spliced from 3 exons.
ACGUACGACGCUGCGACGUCGCUGUGCAACAUGACGAACCUCGCGCCGGAAAACGUCACGACGAGGGCAGCGCCCGGCGCCAUCACGCUCUUCAAAUUCGGUACAACCGACGUCGCUGCUUCUCACAUCUUCGUGACCAACGCAAAGACCUAUCGAGCAUCUGAGCAAAAUGCUACUUGUGCUGCAGAGAACGGCCGGCCUCUUGUCAUCAAAACAGAAGAGCAGCUUCAGGCAGCUCAACAGGCCGUUAGAUAUAAAGGCGAGCGGUAUCGUAAUGUCCGAUACGCUUGGCUGACAGCCACUUUCACGUCGGGUAAAGUUCUCCAGUGGCCCGACAAGACAAAUGUCACCCAGUGCCUCAAUACCUCAGUCAUAGUCGGCUUGUUCAAUGAACACUACAGCAUGCUGAGCGAAUAUGGAAAUUUUGUUGACAGCACGUCUCCAACUGCAAAUGAUUAUCCUGUGUUGUGUUACAACUAAAGAAGAACAUAUUCAACGGCCUUAAGUCGACAACUGAGACCAUCAGAACAACUGUCACGUAUCAGCAAUUAAAACCUACGCAGCGCACACGAUCAGUGAGUGCCAUAUUGCUGCUCUUUGUUGCAGUGUGUCGCGUGAAGAGUUACGGCGAUAAGCUGCAGCUCGCCAGGAUAACUUGAACCAUCGACGAUGAAUGUUGAUGAUCAACGUUGAUCAUUAGUUGCUACAUAUUAGGCUCUUAAUCAAUGCACUUUCUGCCCCAGGCGUUGAAACAUUGAAGUUCAAUGUUAAAUUCAAUUUUUCAGAGUGAAAAUUCCUUGUAAACAAAUACUCGCAUUUCAAAUAACAAGUAAACUUUACAACUGAAACUAAAAAUACGACUACACUAAGCUCGCUAUCUAAGAUUUCGUUUAAUUCUACCCAAAUAUGCUAACUUUCACUAUUCAAAAACGGCGAAGUAUUUAAUUUUAAUUCAACUUAUGGCAGCGUUUUUCAACGCUGCAAUACUCGCUCAGUUUUCACACACGUGUGAGCACGAUUGCAUAUAAUUUAAUAAAUAUCAAAUGGAGUUGCAAAAAAAAUUUUUGAAUAGUGAUAUCGUAUUAAAAUUUUCAGGAAAGUUUCCAGUUCUCUUUCUAAAAUUACAUGCGUCUAUUAUCUGAACAGCAUUUUGCUGAAAUAAACAACCUACGCAUAUUCUAAUUUCCUAAUUAGUAGCACAUCUAUUCAAAAAUUAGUCAAAUGAUAAAAAUAUAAGCGACGGAUUUGGUACUCGUCAUUUGCUGGCAAAAAAUCUCGUCAUUCUUAUUUUUUCUCUACUAUUCGCGCGAGAGUUAAACUUGUCUACCUAUCUGCUAUCUGGUAAGAAAAUUGUCUGCUCCUCUUUUCACAGUGCACAGU